AUGUACUCAUUUAUUGUUUUAAAUAAAAGUCAUUCAAGGGAUUCAACGAGGACAAAGCCAGCUUGUACAUCUUAUGGAAAAAUGCUUUCCCAAAUAUCAUAUAUUUUAUCUUUUCUUGUUGAUAUCAGGUGUAAAGUGAAGCAAUACUGUUUUGACAAAUGUAGUCACUCACCUCAGUUCCUUGACCAGGUCAUGUCAAAAGUCCACACUCUUAAACAAUCAACGACACGUUUUUAUAAAGAAACACUGGUUAUUAAUGGAAGCGUUAAUUUCGUAACCUUUAUUGUGACGGGCUGUUUAAGCGUUUAUUUCACUCAUGUAGUCAUGGUAACCUCCAUCAAAUCAGGCAUUCUAAACAAGAGGGUCAUUGUUCGUUUUUGUAAAAUUUAUCACUACAAAGCAUCACUUUUUGAGCUGUCAGUCCAUCCAUUUAAUAUCUUUCCUUUCAACCAUUCAUCCAUCCACCUAUCAUCCCUCUAUCUAGCCAUCCAUCCACCAAUUCCGCACCCAUUCUUCCGUUUCAUAUCUAUCCAUUCGUUCAUUUAUUUAUUCUUCCAACCAUUUAUCCCAUAUCCUGCCAUCCAUCAUCCGUCUAUUCAUUCAUCCAUUUAUCCACCCAUCCGUCCAUCCAUUCAUCUUGUAUCCAUCCAUCCACCCGUCCAUCCAUUCCGUAUUCUUCCAUCCAUCCACCCAUCUUGUGUCUUUUCAUUCAUCCAUCCAUUUACCCAUCAGUCCAUCUACCCAUUCAUCCGUCCAUCCAUUCAUCCAUUUUUCAUCCUUCUCUCUAUCCAUCUACCUACCUGUCUAUCUACCACUUAUCUGUUUCCAUCUCUACCUACUUAUCAGUCUGUCUAUCUACCUACUCAAAUACCUGUCUUCAUAUCUGCCAUCUUACCGGCUAAUUCAUCUAUUCACCUAUCCACCAGCCUACCAAUCUAA
Echinococcus granulosus is the source of this 939-nucleotide messenger RNA. RefSeq lists its product as hypothetical. The transcript is spliced from 4 exons. Bases 1 to 939 code for a protein of 312 amino acids. The record is from RefSeq and is a predicted model, not a curated record. NCBI's taxonomy places the organism in Eukaryota, Metazoa, Platyhelminthes, Cestoda, Cyclophyllidea, Taeniidae.